Sciurus carolinensis (gray squirrel) is the source of this 1581-nucleotide messenger RNA. RefSeq names its product dual specificity phosphatase 13 (gene Dusp13b). The record is from RefSeq and is a predicted model, not a curated record. Gene Ontology annotation, molecular function: protein tyrosine/serine/threonine phosphatase activity; MAP kinase phosphatase activity. Gene Ontology annotation, biological process: protein dephosphorylation; negative regulation of MAPK cascade. NCBI's taxonomy places the organism in Eukaryota, Metazoa, Chordata, Mammalia, Rodentia, Sciuridae. The transcript has 7 exons. Gene Ontology annotation, cellular component: cytoplasm. Bases 64 to 1323 code for a protein of 419 amino acids.
GAGAAGCGACACUGGAGAAGCAGAAGAGUGAUUGCAGAGGCAGAGGGGAAGGCGGGCUGGCCCAUGGCUGAGGCCUUGCUCCCACAGCUGGAGGGAGAUGCCGAAGCCACGCCUUGCCCCAGCGUCCUGGAGCUAGAGGAGCUCCUGAGGGCAGGGAAGGCCUCUUGCAGCCGUGUGGAUGAAGUUUGGCCCAAUCUUUUCAUAGGAGAUGCCCAAGGUCCUGGUGCACUGUGUGGUGGGUGUGAGCCGCUCUGCCACACUGGUCCUGGCCUAUCUCAUGCUGCACCAGCAGCUGUCCCUGCGUCAGGCGGUGAUCACUGUGAGGGAACACCGGUGGAUCUUCCCCAACCGUGGCUUCCUCCACCAGCUCUGCCAGCUGGACAAGCAACUGCGGGGUGCAAGCCGGAGCUAAGAAGCCAGAGCCCGUCCUUACUCCCUGCCACAGGGCUCUGCCACUUUGCAGCUCUGGCACUGACCCUGCUGGUGCUUCUGGAGGCUCUGGCCCAGGUGGAUGCCAAGAAGAUGCUAAGAGCCCAGCGUGGGAUCCAUCCUCGAGCCUGCCACUCCAUCUACUUCCUCCUGUAUCCCUCACCCCCUCUCGGUCACUGUCUUCAGUCCCCACAGAAACAGCAUCAAAUGUGCAGAGACAGGCGGCUGGAAGCUGGCAGCACAAACUGCCUGUCAGAGAAGACCACAGCCUGGGCUGGACACCCCCUCAGGAUGAACUCACUGCAGAAGCAGGAUCUCCGGAGGCCCAAGAUCCACGGGGCAGUCCGGGCGUCUCCCUAUCAGCCACCCACACUGGCCUCGCUGCAGCGCUUGCUGUGGGUCCGUCGGGCCACCAUGUUGAACCACAUCAACGAGGUCUGGCCCAACCUUUUCUUGGGAGAUGCGUAUGCUGCCCGGGAUAAGAGCCAGCUGAUCCAGCUGGGCAUCACCCAUGUUGUGAAUGUUGCUGCAGGCAAGUUUCAAGUGGACACAGGUGCCAAGUUCUACCAUGGGAUGCCCCUGGAGUACUAUGGCAUCGAGGCUGAUGACAACCCCUUCUUUGACCUCAGUGUCUACUUUCUGCCUGUUGCUCAAUAUAUCCGAACUGCCCUCAACACUCCCCGAGGCCGCGUGCUGGUCCACUGUGCCAUGGGGGUAAGCCGCUCUGCCACACUUGUCCUGGCCUUCCUCAUGAUCUGCGAGAACAUGACACUGGUAGAGGCCAUCCAGACGGUGCAGGCCCACCGAGAUAUCUGCCCCAACUCAGGCUUCCUCCGGCAACUCCAGGUUCUGGACAACCGGCUAGGGCGGGAGACGGGGCGGCUAAUGACCUGACAAGCAGCCCAGAGCCCUGGCUCUCCAUCCAGCAUGGCCCAACCUGACAAGCCUGGACCUGGGGAUAGCAGCCUCUGCUGUUUCCAGAGACCCUGAGGUGUAAACAGCCAGUAGGGGCUUAGCUGAGGCAGGGGCAGGGAGAGCUGGGUGGUGACCUUUAGCAGGUGGAUUCCCCAACCCAAUCAGAGAUUCUUUAUGCAAAAGAGAAUUCAGUCUGUCUCUAUAAUAAAAGGUUCAUCAUAAUAAAGACAAGAGAUC